AUGCUGCGCCGCCUUCCUCCCCUUAUCCGCUUCCCAGCACGCUCUUCCCUGCGCACGCAACACUACGCGACCUCGACGCCCACGCCCACCCCUCGUACAGCAUCUUCGCGGCUAGCCCGGGUGAACCGCCGGCUUCCACGAUUCCUCCACAAGUACACCUCUGCACUCUCGAAUGCGCCUCUCACCCACAUUACAUCCUUCCUCAUCCUGCACGAACUCACCGCCGUCAUCCCGCUAUUCAGUCUGGCAGCGUACUUUCACUAUACGCACUGGCUUCCCCCGUGGGUUGCAGAGGGUGCUUGGGCGGCCAGGGGAGUGGAGAGGUUUGGGCGGUAUUUUAGACGGAAGGGGUGGAUCAGGAGCGAGGAAGCUGCCGAGGCCAAGGUGGAGGUUGAGAAGCACAACGAAGCUGUCCCGGGUGAGAAUGAGGGCAAGGGUGGAUGGAGAAGAGUAGACAGAGCGUGGAAUAUGGGCGAGGGGGGAGUGAGGCUGGUGGUUGAGUUUGCGACGGCCUAUGCGAUUACCAAGAUGUUUCUGGUGCCGCGAAUCAUGUUCAGUGUAUGGGCCACGCCGUGGUUUGCCAGGUGGACUGUUGUUCCUGUUUUUGGGAGACUGAGGGGGCUGUUUAGGCGGAAAGGCAAAGCAUCUGGUAGCGGUGGGGCAGCAGGCACGGGGACUGUUGAGGGUGGCACAGUGCCAAAGGUGGGAACUGGGAAGAAGACAUGA
Messenger RNA from Plenodomus lingam JN3, 726 nucleotides. RefSeq lists its product as uncharacterized. Gene Ontology annotation, cellular component: mitochondrion. NCBI's taxonomy places the organism in Eukaryota, Fungi, Ascomycota, Dothideomycetes, Pleosporales, Leptosphaeriaceae. The record is from RefSeq and is a predicted model, not a curated record.